CUAUAACGGUACAUUGCACCACUCUAGCCCCGUAGGCGUGCCUAAACUUGAACAACAUUGCAAGAACUAGAGGUCUAGCGGUUCUUCAACGACUAGACAACAGUUUCUGGGGAUAACCUAUACCAGCGCGGAGCACUGUCUGAGCUCCGUAGGCGUGCCUCUGACUUAAAUUUGUUGUUACAAGAACAACUGUAGUGGCUGCUCCACGACUUGAAGAAGAUGCACGCCGACUUACUGCAGAUCUUGAGACUCCACCGUCUGGACUUGGUAGUGAACUUGAGCUACAACAUCGACACCGUGGUCGACUAUCUCUGCAGAGGAGACGUCAUCAUAAGGGACGAGAAGGACACUAUCAUCUCUCAUGACAGGCAGGAAGACAGGGUCACGUGUCUGCUGGACAUCUUGGAGACUAAGGACGACGACGCCUUCUAUGGUUUUCGUGACACGCUGUUAAAAACAGGCCCGCCACAUCUUCCCAUACUACUGGACGCUAAAACGGACGUGUUGGGGGGUCAGCUCCAACAAACUACGGAUUGA
Branchiostoma belcheri (Belcher's lancelet) is the source of this 537-nucleotide messenger RNA. RefSeq lists its product as uncharacterized. Gene Ontology annotation, biological process: regulation of apoptotic process. Lineage: Eukaryota; Metazoa; Chordata; Leptocardii; Amphioxiformes; Branchiostomatidae. Gene Ontology annotation, molecular function: protease binding; death domain binding. The coding region runs from base 220 to 537 and encodes 105 amino acids. The record is from RefSeq and is a predicted model, not a curated record. The transcript is spliced from 2 exons.